Messenger RNA from Necator americanus (New World hookworm), 2097 nucleotides. RefSeq lists its product as uncharacterized. The record is from RefSeq and is a predicted model, not a curated record. The transcript has 13 exons. Lineage: Eukaryota; Metazoa; Nematoda; Chromadorea; Rhabditida; Ancylostomatidae. The coding region runs from base 1 to 2097 and encodes 698 amino acids.
AUGAAGAAUCACCGUGAGCUCGCAGAGCAUGCACAUCAGCAGCAUGCCAACGACGCAGACGAGUUCGUGGUCGAGACCAUCAACUUCCAAAGUCUACAAGAUUAUCAGAGCUGGAAGUUAGCCUCGGAGGAAUCGGAUGUGAUAAGCCGGUUCACAGCUAAGUCAGAGACUACGGAAUUCGGCAGAACCACAUAUUUACGCUGCCACUGCUCUUUCCGCGCAGGCUCUGUCCCAGCGAAAACGAAAAAGUCUGUGGAGCAUUGCACAGCGUAUAUGAACGUGAGAGAGAAAACUGAUGGUGUGACAGUUGAACACUGUCUCACCCAUAUCGGACAUGAAGCCCGCCCAUCUCAGCUGAGACUUGAUAACAAUGCUGAGCAGUUUAUAGUCUCGCUGCUACGGGAUGGUCUGACCAUCCGACAGGUUUACAAUAAAAGGCGAGUUGAUGCCAACUUGCAAUCUAAUGGCAUCCAGUUCUACAGGCCAGCACGAGACGCCAGCGGAGAUGGAUUCGUGCAGGUCGUCAUAAAUCCAACGCAGAAAGAGUGGCUCCGAAAGUAUGGACAGAGGGCGUUAUGUGUGGACGAUACGUUCAACCUAACGUCUUAUUCGCUAAGAUUAGCCACUGCAAUUGUCGCAGAUGAAUGGGAUAGAGCUCUCCCAGCUGCGUACCUCCUCUCUUAUAGUAAAGUGUUUCCAUCGUCGUGGACUAAACGGCUGUUAUGCCUAUGGCACGUACAACAAGCCAUGAAGAGGAAUGCUAUUGCGAAACUGGUUAACCGUGACCUCAGCGAGCCAUUCCUCAGGAAAAUGCGAGACAUCUGUCUUGUUCGCGAAAGAAGUGUCUUUGUAACACAAUACACAUCAAUGUUGAAGUAUCUUCUUGAAAAUGAUGAAAGCACGCUCGCGUCAUACAUGGAAAACACAUGGAGCAAUAGAAUGGACCAAUGGGCAGCCUUCGGGCGGCUGGGAUCUUGUGUCAGUACUUCUAUGCUCUGUGAGCGUUUCCAUAAAAAACUUAAGCAUGAGAUGUUGGAAGGGAAAGCAAACGUGAGGAUAGACAGACUCCUCCAACUACUCAUUGCCCUUACGACCGAGUUGGAAGAGGACCGGGAGAUUAUGAAGGAGAGAGGAGUGGAGGAAGGAAGGUACAGGCUCCAGCAACAUCACAAGGCGAACACGCCGGCUGUCAACAAAUAUUGUGGGCAGCAGCAACUUGUCACUGUUGUUGGUCUUGGAACCUGGGAAUUGAAAGAGAACGUUCAACGAUCAUUGCCGAAGAGAAGGGUGUGGUGCAUGCCCUUAUGCGUUUGCUUGCACCUGUCCUAUGGAUGUGAAAAGUGGAAUGCUGUGUGCUGUUCUGAACUUUGUGUACGCAACGUGCGAGAUGGCGUGUCCUCGGUAGUUGAUGGAGAAGUUGAAAACGAGCAUAAUGGACCGUACAGCAGCGACGGAGACGAAGAGAUGAUGGAAGUAGUGGUGGAAGAUGAUGUGAAAAACGAGUCGGUCGCAAGAAGUUCGACAGAAUUAAUUUACGCAUAUGUUUGUCUUGAACCAAAAAUAUACGUUUGGAUGUAUGCAUCAACUCGUGAAAGUAUGCUUAAAGUGAUGAGAGAACUAACGGAAGGCACGGGAAUGGAGAUAGAGCAGGUGCUGAAGCAAAUGGACAAACCAACCAAGAGGUUAGGCUUGUUGGCAGAGAAUGUUGGAAGGAACGGAGACACUGCUCGACGAAUUGUAUAUCGAUGGGAUGCCGGGUCAGGAGAAGGCUCAGUCACUACCGAUGCUCGCCGUCAUGACGUACCUUCGGUCGGCUGCCCUCAAGCGCUGACUCCGAUAAGGAAACUACAUAAGCGUGCCCACUUACGCAAAGCAGAACAGGCUAAGCGAAAGCCAGUCCUGGACAUUCCAGACUGUGCGCAAGACGAGAGGGACGCGUGUGCUGUAUGCCUUCGGAUGCAGCCUAUCACUGGUAGCACAAACCAUCAAAUUUGUUGGAUUCAAUGUCCAACAUGCGAAGACUGGAUGCAUACCGACUGUAUCAGCAAAAACGUGUGCCCUCGCGACGGAGCAGAGUUGCGGAGAAGUGAUGUGUAG